Messenger RNA from Trichechus manatus latirostris (Florida manatee), 2232 nucleotides. It is a transcript of the gene IFT54, whose product is annotated as TRAF3 interacting protein 1. The transcript has 17 exons. Bases 1 to 2079 code for a protein of 692 amino acids. Gene Ontology annotation, cellular component: centrosome; ciliary basal body; axoneme. Gene Ontology annotation, molecular function: microtubule binding. Gene Ontology annotation, biological process: regulation of microtubule cytoskeleton organization; cilium assembly; intraciliary transport. The record is from RefSeq and is a predicted model, not a curated record. NCBI's taxonomy places the organism in Eukaryota, Metazoa, Chordata, Mammalia, Sirenia, Trichechidae.
AUGAACGCGUCAGUGGUGAGGCGGACGCAGGAUGCGCUGGGCAAGGUGAUCCGGAGGCCGCCGCUGACGGAGAAGUUGCUGAGCAAGCCCCCGUUCCGCUACCUGCACGACAUCAUCACGGAGGUGAUUCGAAUGACUGGUUUCAUGAAGGGCCUCUACACAGAUGCCGAGAUGAAGUCCGACAAUGUCAAGGAUAAAGACGCGAAAAUCAGCUUCCUUCAGAAGGCCAUAGACGUGGUGGUGAUGGUGUCAGGAGAGCCGCUGUCUGCAAAGCCCGCCCGCAUCGUGGCCGGUCACGAGCCCGAGAGGACGAACGAGCUGCUGCAGAUGAUCGGGAGGUGCUGCCUCAGCAAGCUCUCCAGUGAGGACGCCGUGAAGAGAGUUCUGGCUGGAGAGAGGGGCGACAGGAAAGGGAGGUCGUGGAAACCCCAGGACCUGGAUAAUAGGAACGCUGAAGAAGAGGUGCCCGGGAGUCAUAAGAGCAAAGAGGAUAGAAGAAACUCUGAAAUAAAAGAGAGAAGUCCAAGCAAAGAUCAGAAACAGAAAGAAGAGUUGAGAGAAGAAAGCAAACCACGAGAGAAGGAAAAGGUGAAAACCAGGGAGGAUGAGGGCGACAGACGGAAGGAUCUCGAGAGGGACAAGCACCGAGAAGGAGAACGAGACAAGAGUAAGAACAGGGCCAAGCAAGAGCGAGCGCAAGACAAGGACCGAGGCAACAAAGACCGGGACAGGGAGGCGGAACGUGAGACGCAGAGGGAGCGUAAGACCCAGGGAGGACGGGAGAAAGAGAGGCUGAAAGAGCGAGACAAGGGCAGAGAGCGAGACAGGGACAGACUGAGAGUGAAGAACGGGGAGCACUCCAGGGACCCCGACAGGGAGAAGAGCAGAGAGCAUGAGAAGCUGGAGAAAAAGUCUGCAGGCCCAGGAGAAGUGUCUAAAAAGUCGUCAGAUGGAUCUUUUAAAGACUCCAAGGCUGAACUAGAGACCGAGAGUUCCACUAGAGCAUCCAGGUCACUGACAACAAAAACGUCAAAACGGCGAUCCCGAAACUCAGUGGAAGGAAGAAAGGAAGAGAACAUUCCAGCUAAAAUGUUAAACCCCAUAGUGUGUGGAUUAAAUAAUGAACCAGAUCAGCAAACCGCAGCUUCAGAAGUAGGAACGAGAGAAGCUAGUACUCAUUCAGCUAGUGUUUCAGAUGUUAAUUCCACUAGUCUGUGGCGGGAGAAUGCUGAGCCGGAGCCAGCGGCGAAGCCCAAAGGAGACUCUCCCCCCAGUGAUGCAGAAGGAGACAUUGGACCCACUGGCCAAGAGAAGUCCGAGGUGUCAGACAAUUCAGAAAUCCCGAACGAGCUUUCAUCCAGUCUCAGAAGACUACCUCGGCCUGGUAGCGCGAGACCAGCUCCUCCCCGCGUCAAAAGACAAGAAAACGCCGAGGUGUUAACAGUAGACAGGACGGGGAGCGGUAAGGCCGUUUCAAAUGUGAUCGUGGACUCACAGAACUCUGACAACGAGGAGGACGAUCAGUUUGUGGUAGAAGCCGCCCCUCAGCUCUCCGAAAUGUCGGAGAUUGAAAUGGUGCCAGCAGUGGAGCUGGAAGAGGAGGAGAAGCACGGUGGACUUGUGAAAAAAAUUCUGGAGACUAAGAAAGAUUACGAGAAACUACAGCCGUCAGCCAAGCCCGGAGAGAAGGAGAAAUCACUUGUCUAUGAGUCAGCCUGGAAGAAGGAGAAGGACAUUGUUUCCAAGGAGAUUGAGAAGCUGCGCAUGUCCAUCCAGACGCUGUGCAAGAGCGCACUGCCCCUGGGCAAGAUCAUGGACUACAUCCAGGAGGAUGUGGACGCCAUGCGGAACGAGCUGCAGCUGUGGCGCAGCGAGAGCCGGCAGCACACGGAGGCCCUGCACAAGGAGCAGAGCAUCACCGACUGCGCCGUGGAGCCCUUGAAGGCUGAGCUGGCCGAGCUGGAGCACUUGAUCAAAGACCAGCAGGACAAGAUCUGCGCGGUGAAGGCGAACAUCCUGAGGAACGAGGGGAGGAUCCAGAAGAUGGUGUAUAGCACCAGUUUGAGUUCAAGAAGGUGAAAACCCAACGUUUCGAAGACUGAAAGUCACCCUGAGUUUAAAAAUAAAAAGGAAGAGAGAAAAGAUGACUCUUAAGUUUCAGUUUGCUCAGCAAAUGAACAGUUUACGAUGUUAUUAUCCAGCUAAUGCUCAGAGCUGUAAAAACGUAGGCAU